Phialemonium atrogriseum is the source of this 3058-nucleotide messenger RNA. RefSeq lists its product as uncharacterized. The record is from RefSeq and is a predicted model, not a curated record. Gene Ontology annotation, biological process: regulation of DNA-templated transcription. The transcript is spliced from 3 exons. Bases 388 to 2721 code for a protein of 777 amino acids. Gene Ontology annotation, molecular function: DNA-binding transcription factor activity, RNA polymerase II-specific; zinc ion binding. Lineage: Eukaryota; Fungi; Ascomycota; Sordariomycetes; Cephalothecales; Cephalothecaceae.
CAAGUUAUUGGGCGACUUCGGUCAGUUAAUAGCACGUCACCCCCGCUCCCGUAGUUCACAUCUCCUUCCACUCCUGUUGUAAAGUUCCAACCGAACUGAUAUCCUCGACAUUGACGCCUUUCAACCGUGAAGUACCCUGCUUUGCUGUCGCCUGUCGUCCUAAGAAGAUGAGCUGAAUCGAUCGUUUCUCGCUUUCCGACAGCCCCACGCGACGUCUUCGAGCCAAUCUCGAACGAAUUUGUCUCGAAGCGAACAGCGGGAAGCAGCCCAUCCCUAGACCUGCUACGCCGAUUUACCCACCGGGCUAGGAUUGAGAGGAAGAUCUAGCGGGCUGUCUUGAACGGACUCUGCCAGCCGGGCGGAACGCGAUUGAUUUCCCCCGCAGCGAUGGCCUCAGUCGCAUCCGUGGGGACAUCCCCGCGGUCCGGUUACGAGUCGCACCAGGCUGAGUCGCCCAACGAUCCGGACGAGAACCUCUGGUACAUGAUAAAUGGCGUGCCAGGUAGCUCAGCCUCGAGUGCCACCGGCUUCUCCUUCAGUCCGGCGAGCGGAAGUCUGAGCUCGUGGGCAAUGGUAGGGGGCCAUGCACGCCAGAUUCAGCCUUCACCGCCAGGGGCUCUUUCACCCCUGAACCUGGAUUUCGACCAGCCCACCUCACAUCCAGCUUCAAUAUAUGGGGAGACAACUGGCUCAGCCUUUGGCGUUAUACCCGCCCCAGUUGAUGGGCAGUUCAUGAGCCAUAAUUUUGGCCAUGAUGGACAGCAGUUCCUUGCGCCCGGCGAGACAUUUUUCACCGACCACGCAUUCGAGAGCAGCAUUGACUUAUCAGCUUUUAUCGACUCGUUCGGUCCUCUCGACCCCAUCGAGCAACCUUUCCAGACCGGCGGUGCGCAGGUACCUCCUCACCCUCUUCAGUCCAGCCCUAAUGUCCCACCAUGGGAUCCUACGCAUCUCAAAAUGCCAACCGGCGAUUCUCCCAUUUUCACGAUGGAAGACCCUGGCUUCAUUUCGCCGUCUCCACCACACCAUCGGUCGCCAUCUGCUAGCUCGCCGGCGAGUGUGAGCCCACGGUCGCCUAUUCACACGAAGCUAGAGUCUGGGGUGGCCGGUAACGGAAUGAAGUCGACCGGGACAUCGUCAACAGCCCCUAUCACGAUCCGCAGGGUGCGCGGUGGAGCACGCGUCGGGAAGAAGAAAUCGAUCGCCACGGAGUCUCCGACCAACCGCGGUGGCAGCAGCACUGGCAUGAGCCAAUUCCUGAUUGUGACGCCGGACUCAGUGAACGCCCAUAACGGCAAGCCGAACCCGUUCGAGUGUUUCGAAGCGGUGCGGCCGUCGCAGAAGGGUCGCAAGGGCCCGCUGGCCAACGACACUAAGGAGAACGCCCUGCAGGUGCGGAGGGUGGGCGCAUGCUUCUCCUGCCACGCGCGCAAGGUCCGGUGCGACAAGGAGCGGCCGUGCCGGAACUGCCAGAAGCUGAUGCAGCAGGUGCCACAGGUCAUCUGCUGGCAAUUCCAAGACUUCCUGCCGGUGCUGUUCCCAACCUUCAUCAGGGGUCAUUUCAAGAAGGAGGAGAUGGCGAGGUUCAUCACCGAGAACAUCGACUCCUUCACCGUUGACGGCGCGGAGAAGCCGUGCGUGGUGGAGCUGUUUUCGGGCGUUCAAUUUACCACCACGUUGCAGCUCAAGGCGAAGUUCUUCACAGCCAAGGCACCCGACGUGCUGCAGCACUGGCAUUCGCACGUUAGCCGGAACGGCGUCGAUCUGCAGUCGCGAGGAGCGGCGCCCAUCGGCCUGGAGAUGGAGGGCAAUGCCCAGAGAGAUGAGCUGCGGAAGAAGGCCAAGGAGUAUAUCCAGUGCCUCAUCCGGGAACCGGCCUAUGCGGAACAGGUGACGGAUUCCCUUCGGCACACGGACCUGCCGAGGAGGAUACUGCGGAUCGUGCAGCGAUACUCUGCGCGCUGCGACUCCCCCAUAGUCAAGAAAGCCCUCUCCAUCUACACAAUGCACUACGUCAUGACGCGCCACCUCUGCCUCACGCAGCAGUCCGUCGCAAGUCUCCAGUCAACCAAGCUUGUCCCGCAGAACGUGCCCUGGGUGACGCUGCGGGUGCUCAACCGCCAGAUCAAGUCGGUCAUCGACGAGAUGCUCAUGCGCGAGAUGCAGAUCCUCUUCGAGAACUUCUCAAAGUCGCUCAAGCCCAAGUCCCGCAAGGAAUGGGCGCCUUGCAUGGCCGCGUUCCUCGUUCUGUGCCUGUUUAUGGAGGCGGUCGAGUCGGCGGCCGACACCUUCGUCGUGUCGCAGAACGAGCUCGACCUGCGCAACCACAACCCGCCCAAGUGGAAGCGGUCGUUCGCGCUCGACGUCAACAGGGAGGUCGAGAACCUGCCCUUCAAGCAGUUCGCGUACCAGUUCCACCAGGUCUACCAGACGCACAGCAAGGACGCCGCCGCGAAGAGCUUCAACCCGCUCCUGGACGACGGCUCGACCGAGCAGGCCGAGCUGGACGCCGCCUCCAUGGAGAUGGUGCUGAUGCUGCGGCAGUUCAUUCUCGACCCUUCGCAUUGGUCGGAACUCGACUACUUGUGUGCGGAUCCCAUCCUGCCUAACCAGGAGGACCACCCGUAUCCGCGCGACACUACGUAUAAUUACACCGGCCGUCUGGUCGCCAAGUUCUUACUUUCCUUCACGAAUGAGAAGUAUAUAUUUGGGCCGUAUUGAUCGGAACAGCGUUGGCCGGCUUACGGAUGGGCAAGACGGAUGUGGGAGUUCUGGAUCUGAGGCCAGACAAAGGACAUGGAUUCGAAUAUACCCUGGAUGGACACGAGCAUAUGAGAGAGACUUGUAUAUUGGUCAACAUAGAGAUAGAGAUAAUUAUGAGCUUCACCUGCCUCGCAGGGCUACAUGUUAUCUACUCGGAUGGGAGUCAACGACCCUCGGCACACAUCGCAAAAUGUCACGUUGGUACGGUAUCAAGAUGUCUGUCCUGUUUUAGUCCCGCUGGUGCACAGGAUUUCAGCGCCAGCGGGGUGGAUGGGACCGGCUGUCUAGGCCUUGG